CGGAAGUUAUCAUUAAAAUGUACGUUGUAUUUAUUUUGAAAACAUAGCAAUAUGGCGUUCGUACAUUAUUUGUUCUUAAAAGAUAUCACACAUAUCUUUGCAGGACAGUCACAAGCAACCCAGGUCGUGAAUGUGUGGGGUGCAAAUCCAAUGAAAUUUGGUUUUACAUUUGAGAUGACGUUUCUUAGUGUUUUCCCUGAUACCCUUCUUAAAAUAAACUAUAUCGAUUAUCCCAAAGGCAAGCACAUCGCAUCUUCCUUGGAAAAACACUUGAGGCAAAAUUCCAGAGCUACCCACAGCCUUGUUGAAAUAGCUGAUCUGAAGGAUUACGACUACUUUGUGAUUGAGUUAGAAGCUAAUGCUCCUUUCGACUAUUUUGCUUACACUACCAAUCGCGAGAUUUACUACGACAGUUUCAGGUCUCUGCCAGACACCUACUGGAAUAAAUUUUAUAGCAUGAUCGUCACGAAUCUCCAGUAA
This is a messenger RNA of Physella acuta, 480 nucleotides long. RefSeq lists its product as uncharacterized. The record is from RefSeq and is a predicted model, not a curated record. NCBI's taxonomy places the organism in Eukaryota, Metazoa, Mollusca, Gastropoda, Physidae.